AUGUCAAGUUCAGACAAGGAGUGCAUGAGUUUGGAUAUACAGAAAGCACUGGAAGAUAUAGAAGAUUGCCAGAGCACCCUGGAAGACCUGAGUGACAAAGCAAGUGGAGAAAUCAUGCAAGUGGAACUCAAGUACAUACAACUGAAGCGUCCUCAUUUCGACAAGCGCAAUGAGAUAAUAUCAAGAAUUGACCAUUUCUGGAUUACUUCUCUGCUAAACCAUCCCAAACUGGCCAACAUAGUGGAGGCAGAUGAAGAAGAAUGCUUGCGUCACUUGAAACAGAUAAACUUUGAAGAGUUUCCAGACAUGCGGACAGGCUUUUCAGUGCACUUUCAUUUUGAGGAAAACCCAUUCUUCAGUAACCAAGUCCUUACUAAGUCCUUCCACCUCUCCCCAAAAGCGGGACAGAAGUCUUCUAACUCCACUGAGAUCAGCUGGAAGCCCAGUAAAUCCGGGGGCUUAAACCUGUUACAGCAGCACACUGAACGGGCCCUGAAAGGUCACGGGCGCACAUUUUUCUCAUGGUUUGUGGAGGUCACUGAAGCAAGUAGGGAUAGAAUCAUAAAGAUGUUGAAGGAUGAUAUUUGGCCAAACCCUCUUCAGUACUUCCUAGCAGCAGACGUGGAUGAGAAUGGAUUUACUGACAGCGACAGUUAUGAUGAUGAUGAUAUCCCCAUACAGAAUAUUGAGGAUGACUCUGUUGUCAUUGUCGGUGAUGAUGACAGUGAUGAUGAUGAUGUGUAUGAGGUAGAAGAUGACUCCAAACUAAGCAUGGAGGACUCUGAGAAUGAUGAUGAUGAUGGCGAUGAUGAGGGAUUAGACUCUGCCCAGGAGCUUGAAGAGACAGUGGAAUCCAUUGAAGUAGAAGAUGACGAGUUUGAAGAUGAGGAUGAUGAUGAUGAAGAUGCAAUUCAUGUUCUAGACAGCGACAGUGAUCCAGAGGUGCAUGAAAUCACCGAUACGCCUGAUAAACCACCAACGGAAAAGGACUCAAUAGACCGAGUAAUGGCUGCAGCCAUGCUAGAUUUCAGUGAAGCAGAACGACUGGAGAGUAAUACUCCUAGUGUUGUUGAUAAAAAGGAUAAUAGUGCUUUGACAGUUGAGGAAGAAAUAGAGAAAAUUAAAGGUGAUUCCGAUGAAACUGUAGUUGAAACUGGUGAAGGUAACAGUCAGGGGGGAAAAAGUGAGAGUGAUGGAAAAGACUGUGGGGCAGAAAAGAAUGUUAAUGGUGAGGGUUCGAGUGACAAAGGAGGUGAGCAGGGUGUUGAAAGUUCUAGUGAAGAAGAGGGAAAAGAAAAACCAAAUAACAAUAAAAAGGCUCCUAGUAGAAAGAGACCAUUAGAUACUGCUGAUUGAUUUAUUCUUAACUCUGUCUGAGCAUGGCAGCAUAGUUUUAGCCAGAAUUGCCGGUGUUGGUUUAACUGAUGUAAAUUUUGUUCCUUCUAAUUGUCGUAAGGCAAUAAUGUCAAUCCUAUUGUCAAUGUCAAUUCAAAGCUUUGGAAAAACCAUCCAAGGUCUGUUCAAUUAGUAUAAUAAUGUCAUGCUUAUGUAUUUAUCUGGACAUUUUUUUGACUGCUAGCAAAUGUGAUUGCAACACAAAUCAUAUAAGAGAUAUACUAUCUUUUACCUGAUGUCUUAAUCUGAUGGCAUUUCAAAAGAAAUGUUUAAAACCAUGUUCUGGAAGUUAGUUAGUAAACUUGCAUUUGCGAAGCUUUCCUACAAAUAAGAUAAUUUGAAUACAGUAUAAUACAUGCAUGAAAUUGCAAUUAAUGACAAAUCUUUUUACAAUUAUGUGCUUUUGAACUUAAGCAAUUAGUGUAUUUUUACUUCAAAAAUGUAAAUGGGGAUAAAUUUAACAGUAUUUUUAGUAAGCAACAUCAUUUUACACUGCCAACCUCAUUUUGACAAAGUAUAGCCAUACCUGAUUGGUCAUUCAAAGAAAAGGUUUCCAAUCAAAACCAACAAUAAAUUAUCUUAAACAUGUUUAAUAUGGUUUCUUAAAACUGGAAAGAAAGUAAUUUAUGUAAUAAAUUUGAUUUUCCAAUCUUUUGUAAAAAUUUAAAAGUGUUAAAAAGCAUUGCAGCGUCAUGCUGUAUCAUUUAGCUGUUAUCUUUUGAGAAAUGCCAAACAUGUUCUUCUUCAUUAAUUAAGUUUUGUUUCAUUCUUGUGCACCUUUCCAUGUGUAUGAACUCUUUAUAUGAACACUAAAUUUAAUUCACGUUCCAAAGUGAUUAAAUUGCCUCUGCUAACCUUUUAGUGACAUGUGUAUCUUUGAAAGUGUUAUUGCUUGUGCAUGUUUGUAUAAAUGAAAUCUGAAAAUGGUAACUGUUAAUAAAUACCUUGGUCCAUUUAUCUCAAAAUGAAUACACUGUACUUUGUUCAAAAUAAGUUUUAAAGUGAUUGCAAUGAAUUCAAUUGUCAUUUCUUUUUAUCUUAUGUGUUAUAAGUUUACUUCAGACAGUGCUGAAUGAUUUUGAAUAAGCAAAUAGAUUCUUUUAAAUGAAAACAAUAAUUUUACACACAAUUAUUUAAGGGUGAUUUUUUCAUACUUUUCAAUGCACAAUUGUCCAUUAGUGAUUUGAGCAAUUCAAAUGUAUUUGUUGUUUUUGAUUUCAAGAUAAUUGUUCAGUUUAUGAAAUUUUAAUACAAUGUUAAUAAAUUCUGUAUAUUAUUCGUCACACAAAUAUGAGGUACACCUCUUCCAUUUAUAUUGAUAUUCUCAUUAGUAAAUAGUAAAUACAUAAGAUAUCCCAUUUGUAUGGCAAUACAUACUUCACGAGGCUGAUGUACAUGUAUUAUUAUAGUUUUGUGAUUUCAUGCAUGUUUAUAUAUAUUAUUGACGGAUGAAAAAGUAAAUUUAUAUUUAAGAUAUUAUUCAAUUUUAAGCUCACCUGAAAAGAAAGUGCUCAUGUUGAGUUCCCGUGGUUACUGUAUGUCUAGGCCGAGUUACAAUUCUGGUCACAUGCAUCCCAAAACCCAAAAAUUGGUCAUUUGGUCUUAUCUUAGACAAAUCUUUUUACCAUUAUAAUGACCACAAUUUUGACUGCAUCUGAAUGAAACUUGGUGUUUAUCUUCACUAAAUCUAGGCCAAGUUUAAUCUCAAUCAAGUGCAUCCAAAAACUAGGUCCCCAGGUCAAAUUUGAGAAAAAACUUAUCACUUGAGAGGUCACUUUUAUUACUAAAUCUAUGUAAAACAUGGUCAGAAUAUUGAUCUUGACAAUGUCUAGUCUGAUUUCUUAUCUUUUGCCUGAUUCUAAAGGUAACUAAGUAAAUCUUAUGAAAACCUAGUUUUAAUUCUAGAGGCCACAUUUAUGACUCAAUCUUGAUGAAAGUUGUAACUUGAUAAAUAAUUGUUUUUCAUUAUCUAGAUUUGUUAGGAAUUUGGGCUACAUGUGUCUUAAGUACAUGUGUCUACAUAGUUCCCAGUCUAGAGGCAACAUUUGUGACUCAAUCCUGAUUGAACUUGGUCAGAAUGUUUAUCUUUUCAAUAUCUGAGUUGUGAUCAAAUCUGAGUAACAUAUGUCCAAAAUCCAGGUCACUAAGUCAAAUCUGGAAAAAACAACAACUGUAAACACUCUAGAAGCCAAAUUUUUUACUCAACCUUAUUAAAGCAUGGUCAUAAUGUUGAUCCUGACAAUGUCAAUCAGUACUCUAGGGCAAGUUUUAAUCUGGGUCAUGUGGGUCAAAAAACUAGGUAACCAGGCAAAAUUUUAUAAAAACCCAUAUUUGGUUAUAGGUAUGGUGAGAAAACCCAUAUUGCUUCUCUAGAAACCACAUUAAUAAUUUGAUCUUGAUGAUACAUGGUCAGAAUGAUUAUCAUUUAAAUGUCAAGGCGUUGCUUUUUUAUAUGGGUCAAAUGCACAGUCACCAAGUCAAGUCUUUUAAAUUGGUACAUGUAUUACAUGAACUCAGGUGAGCGCUUCAAGGCCAUUAUGGCUCUCUUUUUAAUAAUUAUGUGCAGUAUUGCUUUAAGUCAGUCCCAGAAAACAGUAACUUAUUGUAAAUAAUAUUUUAUACAUACAUAGGUGUUGUUUUUAUGCCCCCUUUCCAGGAAAAGGGGGUAUAUAGUUUUCGCACUGUCUGUCAGUCUGUCUGUCAGUCUGUCAUACAUUUCGUGUCCGCUCUCUAAUUCAAAUAGUUUUCAUCCGAUCUUUACCAAACUUGGUCAGAAGUUGUAUCUAGACAAUAUCUAGGUCAAGUUCGAAUAUGGGUCAUGCUGGGUCAAAAACUAGGUCACUGGGUCACUUAGUGCAUUUCAAGAAUUUAGCAUGGUGUCCGCUCUCUAAUUUAUGUGGCUUUCUGAUUUAUUUUGAUAUUCUAAGACAUAAAGUGAUCGGACUGUCGGUCCAUCUGUCCGUCCGUCUGUCAGUCACACUUUGCGUUUAGAUUUCGAAAAUAUGCUCAUAACUUCUAUGUCGCUUCAGAUAGCAAUUUGAUAUUUGCCAUGCAUGUGUAUAUGGACAAGGCCUUUCCAUACGCACACAAAUUUUGACCCCUGUGACCUUGACCUUGAACUUAAGGUCCGCGUUUAGGUUUGGAAAUCUACGUUUAGGUUUCGAAAAAAGCUCAUAACUUCUACCAAGCGUUUAUAGGGGGCAUAAGUUAUCCUAUGGUGACAGCUCUUGUUUAUUUUAAAUCAAUUACUUAGUAUAGUUUUUUUUCUGACUUGAGUUGACAUAUGUUUUAAAUUUGUUCAUAUUGGCAGCUGACAUUUUCUGCACAUGUUAUUGUACAUGUGUAACUCCUGUUAUUGUUUUUGCUAUUACAUGUAUUCAUUAAAUUUGUUUUACUUAUCAUUAAACUUUCAGUCAUAUAUUCAUAAUGUAUAAUCAGAUUUUUACUUUAUGAAAAACAAUAAUAAUUAAAAUCAUCUAUAUUGGCAGCUAUUACUC
Dreissena polymorpha is the source of this 4892-nucleotide messenger RNA. Its product is annotated as protein SET-like. The record is from RefSeq and is a predicted model, not a curated record. The transcript has 8 exons. Gene Ontology annotation, molecular function: chromatin binding; histone binding. Gene Ontology annotation, cellular component: chromatin; nucleus. Lineage: Eukaryota; Metazoa; Mollusca; Bivalvia; Myida; Dreissenidae. Bases 1 to 1356 code for a protein of 451 amino acids. Gene Ontology annotation, biological process: nucleosome assembly.